This is a messenger RNA of Punica granatum (pomegranate), 2489 nucleotides long. The record is from RefSeq and is a predicted model, not a curated record. NCBI's taxonomy places the organism in Eukaryota, Viridiplantae, Streptophyta, Magnoliopsida, Myrtales, Lythraceae.
UCUUCAUACACAUACUCUCUCUCUCUCUCUCUCUCUACCACCUCUAUAUCUGUGUCAAACCUCGCCACUUUCCUCUUCGUCUCCUCCCCUCCCCUUCCCCCACUCUCUCUCUCUCCCCCUGCAACCCUCUGGAUUAAGAUUGGCCUGAAGUAUGUGUGGCGUUGUUUGAUAUUUCCAAAGAAGUCGACCCCCCCAUUUUUUCGCCUUUUUUUCUAGUGAAGACUGGAGAAGAAAUUUCAGCAAAGAAGAGACAUCCCCUGCCCAUCCCUUUCACGCUCACCGACGAACCUAAAACUAAAACAUGAGCUCCAACAUCAACAUGGACACCACCAAUCCUCUUCAUCAUCAUCAACAACAUCAGAAUUGGCUCGGUUUCUCUCUCUCCAACACCUCCUCUUCCCCUCAUCAUCAUCACCACCACCACCACGACUCCGCCACUUCUCAUUCCCACCACCUCUCCCUUUUCGAAGCCUUCACCUCCUCCUCCACCUCCUCCUCCACACCAGGUAGUGCCGUUGAUGUCUCGAGGGAGGAGGAUCCCCACCAUCACCAUGCAACCACGGCCGGUGGUGCAACUACGGUCGAUCUCUCCAUGUUCGGCAGUGGCGGCGGUGUCCGGAAGCUGGAGGACUUCCUUGGUGGUGGCGGCGGAGCCACUGCCCAGCAGCAGCCGCAGCUGAGCCACUUCCCGGUGGAGGUGGCGACGACCGUGGUCUCGAUCCCCGAGGUGGCCGAGUACGACUCGGAGCUCAAGACGAUAGCGGCGAGUUUCUUGCGCGGGUUCUCUUCAUCGGACGAUCAGCAGAAGCAGCCGCAGCAGCAGCAGCAGCAGCAGCAGCAACUGGUGGUGGCUCCUCCGCCGUCCGAUCUCAACCCCAAGAAGACUCUCGAUACCUUCGGGCAGCGGACCUCCAUUUACCGUGGCGUUACUAGGCAUAGAUGGACCGGAAGAUACGAGGCUCACCUUUGGGACAAUAGCUGUAGAAGAGAAGGGCAGAGUAGAAAAGGAAGACAAGUCUACCUAGGUGGUUAUGAUAAGGAAGACAAAGCAGCUAGAGCAUAUGACCUUGCAGCUCUCAAAUAUUGGGGCCCAACGACUACCACAAACUUUCCGAUUUCUAACUAUGAGAAGGAGCUGGAAGAGAUGAAGCACAUGACUAGGCAAGAGUUUGUUGCGUCCCUUAGAAGGAAAAGUAGUGGGUUCUCUAGAGGAGCCUCAAUUUACAGAGGAGUCACCAGGCACCAUCAGCACGGGAGGUGGCAAGCACGGAUUGGGAGAGUUGCAGGCAACAAAGAUCUCUACCUUGGCACAUUCAGCACCCAAGAAGAAGCAGCUGAGGCCUAUGACAUCGCGGCCAUAAAGUUUAGGGGCCCGAACGCUGUGACCAACUUUGACAUGAGCCGGUACGACGUGAAGAGCAUCAUGAACAGAAACCUCCCAAUUGGCGGGAUGUCCGGAAAAUCCAAGAAUGGCUCAGACACAACCUCAGACAGCAGGAGUGGAUCCCGUUCUGACGAGCUGGACCCGUCCUCAGCCUCCUCCUUGACCUUUACCUCGCAGCCUCCCUCGUCCACCCUGAGCUUCGCGAUCCCCAUCAAGCAGGACACGAGUUCCGACUGCUGGUCCAACAUCUUCGGGUACCAACAGACUGGCCAGACGACACUGAACCAAACCCAGAUCCCCUCCUUGAACAAUUCCAAGAACGAGAAUCCUCCACCGGCUCACAAUAUCACUACUCCAGCAUCCAGCGGACUGUUCCUGAACGUCCCGUCAGCGAUAUCAUCCUAUGGCAUGGAUUUUGUAAUCGGUCAGGGCGGGAGCCCUAACCCGAGCCAUAGCGGACUGUUCCUAUUCAAUGGAGGGUACAAUAACUUCCAUCAUCAGCAGAGCGAGAACAGUCCUGCCUCAGUGCCACCACUGAUCCCAUUUGCCACGCCCAUUGCCCUAAAUUGCAAUAAUAAUAACACCAACAAUGCUGCCAGCAACAGUGGGAGCAGCUGGAACAGUGGCAAUGGCACCAGCAUUGCACCAUCUCUGCAUUCAAUCCAAGCUGCAAAGCCCAAUCUGUCAAUGUUCCAGACACCCAUUUUUGGAAUGGAGUGACAUUAGCUUAUGUUGUCCUCUGGGGUGGCAUUGAGAGGGAAGAUCUAUCAGGUUAGGGGGAUCUAAUGAGAAUCUGUGUAGAUGGAAGGUUGGAGCCCUGUGAGUGGUGAGUCAAAGUUUUUGGGCAGAAGGAGCGGGGGAAGGAGACUGACAAAAUCAUUUCAGCUUCUGACAUAGGACUAACUCAAGUUUUUGCUUUUUUGUAACAGAAGGAUUAUAUAUCUAUAUAUCUAUAUAUAUGUAUGUAGGUUUUCUUUGCUGCUUUUGCUUUUUCUUGCUCCUGACAUGAUUUCAUACAAUGGGUAAAGAAAAUCCUUGUGUAAUCUUUCCAGUAUAUCCAUGUUAAAUGGAAAAAUCUUCCGAUGCAUUCCGCAUAUUAUCCCGU